This is a messenger RNA of Coregonus clupeaformis (lake whitefish), 7820 nucleotides long. RefSeq names its product disks large homolog 5-like. Gene Ontology annotation, molecular function: protein binding. Gene Ontology annotation, biological process: regulation of apoptotic process. The coding region runs from base 437 to 6820 and encodes 2127 amino acids. The record is from RefSeq and is a predicted model, not a curated record. NCBI's taxonomy places the organism in Eukaryota, Metazoa, Chordata, Actinopteri, Salmoniformes, Salmonidae. The transcript is spliced from 38 exons.
AUGGCGGAGGUUGCAGUUCUGGGCAAAGGCUCUUGAAGAGUUGUACUACUUUCAGCAUGUCGGUCGAACUCGACUUAGAAAGAUCGGAUUUAAUGGGUAUACGAAGCGGACCACUUCAGACGUAGCCUAAAUAGUCACGAAAACGGAGGAAAAGUUGGAUCUUGAACGCUGUGGUAAAAUGUAACCCUUUUUCUUAGCGCACCAGUCAACAGCCCUGGGCAACAAAUAUGGCUACUUGUGUCUACUCUUCUUUCUAUUUGGGAUGAAAAGCGACACAACUUGGCUAUGCAAUACAAUUGCGGGACUACGACUCAACUCUUCCAAGAAGUGACCCAUCCAGAAAGAGUUACGGCUGAACUGUAUAGAGAUCUUGAAGUGGUCAGCUGAUAAAACGUAGGCAACGCGGUGUCGUGCAAAUAGCAGCGAGUUGAGAGAGAUGGAGUCUAAGCACAAAGAGUUGUUAGAUAAAUGCUACCAGAACUUACUGGAGUCAAUAACACAUGCAGAUCGGGUCGUGGAGGUGUUGUCUCAAACUGGUACCCUCACCCAAUCGGAACGUUAUGAACUGGGUCACAACUGCUCGUCCAACUCGGAGAAAGUGGUCCUUCUACUGAAAAUCUUGAUAAGCAAAGAGAGAGACCAUUUCCAAGACCUUUGCGCUGCCCUAGAAAAGACGCACCCUCACCUGAAUUCUGCACUUUUAAUGAACGGCGUUGGACCCGUAGAUCAUUCAUCUGGGUCCACCUACAGUGUUUUGUCCACCAUGCCGUCUGACUCUGAAAGCAGCAGUUCCCUCAGCAGCAUAGGUACCACGGGUCAAGCCUCGUCCCCUCCUCCGGCCCACAUGGAGAAACGCCACGGUCAAAUGAGUGAGAAGAUGGAGGCGGUUCUGUUCCAGCUGAGACAGGUGACCCGCGAGAGGGACGAGCUACGUAAACGCCUGGCCCUGUCCUCGCCCGGCACCACCUUCGAUGACUGCAGGCCCAACUCCAAGUCAGGCCACGACUACGAGCGUCUGAAGCUGCAGUGUAUGAAGGCCAUGGCAGACCUGCAGUCCUUACAGAACCAACACAGCACAACACUGAAGAGAUGUGAGGAGGCUGUGAAGAAAGCUGACUUCUACCACACGCUCCACAGUCGUCUGGCCAGCGAGCAGUCUCAGCUGAAGGAGGAGCUGGAUGCUGUGAGGCAGGACAACAUCCAGCUGGUCAGAGAACACAACCAUGUGAAACAGAGCUGUGAGGAGAUGAGGAGACUACAUGAUGAGGACCAGAGAGAGCUGGGAGACAUGAGGCUGCUUCACCAACAGGUGAUGAGAGAUGGGUCGUCAGAGAUCCUCAACAAGCUGUAUGACACAGCUAUGGACAAGCUAGAGGGUACCAAGAGAGACUACGAGGCUCUGAGGAAGAGGUACAAUGAGAAGACAGCCAACCACAACACAGACCUGAGCCGUCUGGAGCAGGCAGAGGAGGAGAACAGGAGGCUACAGAAACAGAUGGAUAUGUUGUUGAAGCAGAGAGACACUGCUACACACUACCAACAACAGUACUCUACCUCUAUGAGGAGGUUUGACUCGACCCAGGCGGAGCUGUCGAAGGCUGCAGCGCAGAACAAGGAGCUACAGAGGGAGAUGGAACGGCUGCAGACAGAAACCACACGGCUGAAGACCCAGCAGCUGAAGGCUGUUAAGGACUGUGAGAAGUACAAAGAGGAGAGGGACUCGGUCUUCAACGAGUACAGACUCAUCAUGAGCGAGAGGGACCAGGUGAUCAAGGAGGUGGACAAGCUCCAGACAGGGCUGGAGGUGGCUGAGGCCAAACUGAAGAACACCUCGUCAGAGAAAAGGAUGACCAGCGAAGAGUUGGAGGCACUACGCCAGGAGCUUGGUUCGGCGCUGAUCGACCGAGACAGAGCUAUCUGUGAGAAGAAUGAGCUGUUGGAGAAGUGCUGCCACGAGGUGAAGGACAAGGCUGAGGCCCAGAAGGAGCUGAGCCAGGCCUGUAAAGACAUCCAGACGAUCCGGGAGGAGAGAGACGUGGCCCGCAAGGAGAGGACAGAGGCUAUCAUACAGAGAGACCAGCUACUGAGAGAAUACUACCAGACUAGACAGAAACAAGACUCGACCACCCUGGACAUGGAGCGGGCCAACAAGGAGAUAGAGGUGCUGAGGAAGCAGUAUGAAGCCAUGUCUCAGGAGCUGAAGGAGGCGACGCAGGAGGCCGAGGUGGCCAAGUGUCGACGCGACUGGGCCUUUCAGGAGAGAGACAAGAUAGUGGCAGAGAGAGAGAGCAUUCGGACGUUAUGUGACAACCUGAGGAGAGAGAGGGACCGAGCGGUGAGCGACCUGGCAGAUGCCUUGAGGAACCUGGACGAUACCAGGAAACAGAAAAACGACGCAUCACGCGAACUCAAGGAGCUCAAAGAAAGGAUUGAAGACCAGUUGGAAAAGGAGGCAAGUUUUCGUCAGCUGAUGGCUCAUAAUUCACACGAUUCAGCCAUCGACACCGACUCUUUGGAGUGGGAGACGGAAGUUGUGGAGUUUGAGAAAAACAGAGAGGACAUGGAUAUAAAAGCACUUGGUUUUGACGUUGCCGAGGGGAUAAAUGAGCCAUAUUUACCAGGAGACUGUGGGAUAUUUGUGAGUAAGGUGGACAGAGGAGGUAUUGCUGAAGGAAGGUUAAGAGUGAAUGAUUGGCUGUUGAAGAUAAACAAUGUGGACCUGACCAAUAAGGACAGGAAGCAGGUUCUGAAGGCAGUGCUGAGUGGAGAGGGAGUGAUCAAUAUGGUGGUCCGCAGGAGGAAAUCUCUGGGAGGACGCUUAAUCACUCCUAUUGAGAUCAACCUCACAGGAUACAAAGACAGUGGUAUAGGUCUGGAGAGUGGGGUGUUUGUAGCUGGGGUCACUCCGGGCUCUCCAGCAACCAAGGAGGGUUCACUCACAGUCGGAGAUAGACUCAUCGCUAUAAAUGGAAUUGCACUAGAUAACAAGUCACUGUCUGAGUGUGAAGCUUUACUGCGGAGCUGCAGAGAUGCUCUCAGCGUCUCUCUCAUCAAGUUCCUCCCACAGAGUUGCUCCGGCCAGAGUAUCUUCGAAAACCUGCGAGACGCCUCAGAGAAGACCUCCAACUGCCGCUUGCUCCACUCCUGCCCGGAGGUCCACUCCUGGCACUCCCGGAAAUCCAAGCACAACAACAGCUCUACCCAGACGGACAUGUUCUGCCCUGAAAUUGGCUCCAGUGGUGGAGAGAGACACAACCAUCACAACAAAGACAGGAGUCAGAGUGACAUUGUAGACAACAACAGUAGAGAUGGCUCCCUCUGCCAUUACAACAAGCCAUUCUCCAGUAGCUCCAUGUACUCCCGCUCUCUGUCCCACAGGGGGAGCUGUCUGCAGCACAGCCCAGUUAGUUCAGGGCCCCUGGGGUCCCCAGAGCCCCACCAGGACUACUGCUACAAGAGAGGGGAGUCACACAGCAGACGACCUCUCACUUUCACCCCUGUGGCCUCCGACUGUAUUACCCUGCAGAGCACGCUGCUGGACAGAGACAGAGACAGAGGAGGAGGAGAGGAAGGACACACCACUACUCCAGAGAGCGAGAAGCCGAGCGGAGGCACCUGGCCUAAAGUCAUGGUGGGUGCGUCCAUCCCCGAGUGUGCCCAGCUCUCCAUCUAUAAGAAGCCCAAGCAGAGGAAGUCCAUCUUCGACGCGGAGACCUUCAAACGGCCCGAGGCGCCCUCCAAACUGGACUACCUCUCCCUGUCCCAGCUACCAAAACACUCCCUGCAGGACUCUCAGUCUGAGGUGGGGCCGGGGCCAGGAGUGGGGAUAGGGCAGACCCCUCCCACCCUGCCUCAGAGGAGCGAUUCGUUCAGGUUCAAACACCGCCAUCAGACCAGCUCUGCCUCGGACUCCACCAUCACCACAGGGACAGGCACCCCUCCAACCACCCCGGGCCAGGCACAAGGUGGCCUACCCCUGGUGGGCAAACAACAGGAGGGGGGGGGGCUGGAGGGUCGAGACAGAGCGAAAGACAGAGAUUGGGACAGAGAUGGGGAAAGAGACAGAGAGAGGGACCGAGACAGAGAAAGUCGAGAUCGAGACAGAGACAGGGACAGUGAGAAGCAACAUUACUACAUAGACCCUCCUGGAGAGGGGAAGCAGCCAAUUAUCAGCUCCAGGAAGUCAUGUGAUGAGGAUGUAGGCAGGCAGAGGGGGGAGGAGCUGGACAGGGACAGGAGAAGGUACCGGCCCAAAUCAGCCCCUGCGUUACGCCGGAACAUGACCCCUCUACACAUCCACAUCCCUAUCCAGGUCCAGAAUGUCUCUAAGGACGAGGCGUCUCCAGAGCCGGUGGACUUGGUGCGUUUCUGUCCCACGCGUUCCCAUCGUUACAGCAUGCCUUUGGUACCACCAGGAUACAGCAGCACAAUGGCUGCACAUCCCGGACACAGAGGUCUAGCCCCAUGUCCUGCUGUCACCGCUGUGAUGAGGAACCCAGUCUAUACCGCCUGGAGUCAUGAUGUUCACACUAACAACAACUGUCCUCCUGCACCCACCUCAGGCAACCACUCACACUCUCACCCCAGUCCCCAGCACCAAGGUCGUCUGAGCCUGGACUUGAGCCAAAAGCGAUCUGGUGACUUAACGUCAGAUUCAUCGUCCCAUAGCCAGGCACCACACAGCACCAACUCCCUGCCCUCCAGUGCCAGACUGGGUUCCUCUGGUAAUUUACAGUUCCGGGCAGAGCGUAUUAAAAUCCCCCCUACUCGAUACCCACGCUCUGUUGCAGGGUCUGAUAGAGGGUCGUUGUCCCACUCAGAGUGCAGCUCCCUGUCCCACUCCACUCCUCCCAUGUCCCCCGUCAACCUAGAGACAACAUCCUUCGCCAGCAGCCAAUCACAGAGCUCUAUCUCCACCAGCGCCAGCCAGCCCAGGAUAUCAGUCAGCCCUGCUCUAAUAGGGGACCGACGGAAUGACAGAUAUCUGUUCUAUAACAGAUCCUUUCUCCGCCUGCCUCUGGCUGUUAGGCCCAGGUUCUCCUCAUUACGGAGCUUGAGGCCCUAUCUGGAGGAGCCCCGUAACGUGACGGUACAGAAGGGGGCAGAACCGCUGGGCAUCUCCAUAGUGAGUGGGGAGAAUGGGGGUGUGUUCGUGUCCAAGGUGACGGCAGGAAGCAUCGCGCACCAAGCGCGGCUGGAGUACGGGGACCAACUGCUGGAGUUUAAUGGGAUCAACUUGCGGAACGCCAACGAGCAGCAGGCGAGGCUUGUGAUUGGUCAGCAGUGUGACACCAUCACAAUCCUGGCUCAGUACAACCCACACAUGUUCCAGCUGGGAAACCACUCACGCUCCAGUUCUCGUAUGGAGUCCAUCAGUGGUCAGCUUAUCCCCCAGCUCAGCGGAGACACCACCCCAGACAAUCACUCCGUCAUCGACACCUUGAGUGAGCAAGACGAAGGGACCAUGACACCACCUUCUAAACAGACCAGCCCAGCUACCAGCCCUCACAGCUCCUUCAGGCUAUCUUCUCCAGGUGCAGGUUUUCGCAGGGCCCCAGAGGUGAGGCUGGUGCGGCUGAAGAAGCCCCAGGGAGAGCUGGGGUUGCAGCUCUGUGGAGGGAACCUGUAUGGUAUAUACGUUGAGAGUCUGGAGGAUGACAGCCCUGCCAAGUGUCCCGACGGACUGGUGCCUGGAGACCAAAUACUGGAGUACAAUGGUGUCAACAUGAAGAAUAAGACUGCAGAAGAGGCUUACCUGGAGAUGUUGAAACCGGCUGAAACGGUCACGUUUAAAGUCCAACAUCGUCUGGAUGAGUUCACCAUGCUCAAAGACUCACCAGGAGAUGGUUUUUAUAUCAGAGCACUUUAUGAGCGGGUAGCAGAGAUGGAGCUGGAGCUGAGUUUCAAGAAGGAUGACAUCCUCUACAUUGAAGACACGCUACCAAAGGGCAACUUUGGCUUCUGGAUGGCGUGGAAGUUAGAUGAGAGCGCACGCAAGCUGGCACGAGGGCAGGUCCCCAGCAAAUACAUGAUGGACCAGGAAUUAUACAGGAGACACAGCAUGCCUGAUAUGAAGGAUGAGAGCGGUACUGCCAGUAAGACCCUCUCAGCUGCCGCUCGCAGGUCCUUCUUCCGCAGGAAACAGAAGCACAAACGCUCUGGGUCUAAAGACGGGAAGGACCUAGUGGACGCCAUCAGCACUGACUCACUGCCCAUCAUGGAGGAUGGUGUGAGCCUGGCCUACCAGAGAGUCCAGAAGGUAGAGUUUUCCAGCCCCAGACCAGUGCUGGUUCUGGGGCCCCUAGUGGAGGCUAACAAGGACAUGCUGGUGAAGGAGGCCCCUGGGAGGUUCUGUCGGUGCCUACCUGAGGUGAUGAAGGCAUCUCAGCAGGCGAUAGAACGAGGGGUGAAGGACUGCGUCUUCAUAGACUUCAAACGAAGGAGCGGCCAUUUUGAUGUCACAACUGUUGCUUCCAUCAAGGAAAUCACAGAGAAGGAUUGUCACUGUUUGCUUGACAUUGCACCCCAUGCCAUCGAACGGCUUCACAGCGUUCACAUCUACCCAAUCGUCAUUUUCAUUCGCUACAAAAAUGCAAAGCAGAUAAAAGAACAGAAGGAUCCUCGAUACUUGUGGGAUAAAGUCUCUCAGAAACAUUCCAAGGAGCAGUUUGAGAUGGCACAGAAAACUGAACAGGAGUACAGCAAGGUCUUUACAGGUAUCGUCCAAGGAGGAAGCCUGUCCUACAUUUGCACUCAGAUCAUGACAAUAGUGGACCAAGAACAAAGUAAAGUCCUGUGGAUUCCUGACAGAGCUUUCUAGAAGGAUCCUAGGUGCUUCUAUCUACGUAACACUUCAACCCUUAACAAGGAAGGGUGGGUACGAUACACUUAUCCACGGCUAAAUGUUCAAAACUGGUCAACAAUAUCACAUCACCGUUAUUAUAAUAAUCAACUGUGAGGUGUCAUCCCAAAUAGUGCACUAUAUAUAGGGAAUAGGGUGCCAUUAGGGACACAACCUCUGAUACACUCUCAACAUAAUAACACUUAUCUGAAAGAUGAAGAUUCAUAUAGCACUGAUUUUUCUCACACCCCACGAAUAGAAGUAAUAAUCCCACUAUAAUAGUGAUAUCAUAGUGAUGCUGUAUACUUCAGACAGGCCUAGAGAUUCGUUUACACUAGUAUUUAAUAUUGUAAUGCUUUUUUACUUGAAUGUUUUUCCCUUAACUCCACUAUGGCACUCCUUGACUCUUCCUGGUCCUAUGGUUCUGAAUCAUAUGUCAGAAUAGAAGUUGAUGCAUGGAAUAGAAAAGAAACAACAUUUUAGACAUGUCUCAGACCUGUUUGUGCUGUAGUUGUUGUCAUGACGGCACAAACAGAUCUGGGAUCAGGCUAGAAUACCAUGUAAUAACCAUGAUGAACUGUAGUUAUGGUAACAGGUUCAACAUGGGCGCAGCAAGUUUUUCUUAACAGAAUGGACCACUGUGUUUCAUCUUUAUGUAUGUUUUCUUUGUCAUUUAAAUUCUCUAAUCCCAAUCAAAUAAUGUUGGUUAUGAACCUUCCUUUAUAGCCUACAAAUGUAGCAGUUAGUGAACAGAAAUGAUUGUGUAUGUUGUAUUUUUUCCCUCUGUUUGUCUGUCAUAACAUUUACAUAUUUAAAGACAAAAAUGUACGACAAAUUUGCAUGAUUCUUUUUUUUCUCUUGUUGAUGUAAAUGAAAGACAUUUUUCUUAAUGUUUAUUUUGUAAUUCAUGAUUUAUUUUUAUUUUUUAUUGAAGCUUUAUUUAACUAGGCAAGUCAGUUAAGAACACAUUUUUAUUUAC